AUGCCUUCUCCCAGGCAUGCACGAGACCAGAGGCCGCGCGGGUCGCGCGUGCCUAGCUUCUCUGAGCCUUCCGCGGAUGAGCAGUGCUGUCCCGCCGGAGAUGGGCCUGGGCAAGAACCACGGGAAACUGGAUUCUCUGCGUCUUCCGCCUCUGAGUCCACCUGUCGGCUUCGGAGCGACGAGCCGUCGGACCGUGUCGCCGCUGCCCCGGGCCAACCGAGAGAACGUCCCUGUCCUUCUCUCCCCUCGUCCCUUGCCUCUCCGGGGUCUCCCGCAUCUUCCUCUUCGUCGUCUGCAGCUGGGGCGGCCUGCAGGAGGCGCCACGUUCGUCGAAGCGCCCCAGAAGACUCUGAGCUGUCCCCUUCGCUCUGUGAGGUGAGAGGGAGCAGGUGCUGGAAAAGGCAGACUAGAGAAAAACGCUCGCCUUCCCACUCCCCGUCCUCCUCUGGACCGUCUUCCGCAGAACCGCGCCCCGUCGCACAUGCAUGCGCCUCUGCGUCUUCCUCUGCGGGCUCCGAGUCGGAGUCGGCUCUCUCCAACUUUCCCUCCGAUGCCUCUCGGUCUCCUUCGCCAGUGCACACCUCUCGCUCGCGUCUGUCGUGGGCUGCGCCGCGUUCUCAUCGGCGCGUUUCCUCCUGGCUGGACAACGCGCGGUGGGUGAGGAACUUGGAAGACCAAAAGGGGCGCGGAGAGGCUGAGAGCUCGCCCUCGGCCAGCCGCAUCGUCUUCGUCAACGCCGACCUGUGCGCGCAGGUAGCUGCACGGAUACGCAGAGCCGAGCGGAGCUCGAGGCCGAAGGCGAGCGGCGGCGAAGCCCAGGGCGAAGAACAAGGCCGGGCGAAGGUUCGUCCCGAGAGGCGCGCCGAGUUCGAGGUAUCUGAGUCAGAAGCAGGUGGACACGAGGGGAUCUCGUCAGGCACCGAGGGAACGAAGGCGCAGUUUGUGCCCAAAAAGGACAGGGAAGGACAGGGUCGGAGAGAAGCACGCUCGGGGAAUCCGCCCAAUGCCGCCGCUUCUCGCCCCUCGUUUUCUUCCGAGACGGCCCCUGCGGUUUCGCGAGGCGGCCUGGCCGAUCCACCCCAGCAGGCUGUCCCGUCCGAUCCACCCCAGCAGGCUGUCCCGUCCGAUCCACUCCAGCAGGCUGUCCCGUCUGGACCACCGUCUGAGUCUGUUCGUGCGCCGCUUCCUCUCGCUUCGUCGUCUUUCGUCUCACACGUCUCCCCGUCGCCUUCCUGCGCUACGAUCGCGCUGCCUUCUCUGCCCGAUUCCCGCGACGGAGUUUCAGCUCCAGCCGCCAGCUGCGCCGCCCCCACGCGCGGAUCUGUCUCCUCUCCGUCCGUCCCUUCGUCGACCCGGCCGCAGCCCGGUCCUGGUUCCCUUUCUGGGCGCGCCUACCGUGUGCCUUCAAAGGCUGUCCCCUCGGUACCCGUCGGUCGGUGUGCGUCCGCGGCCUACGCCCCUGUGAGCGCCUCCUUUCUGUCCUCGUUCUUCCCCUUUCAGCCGCCCGUUUUCCAGGAGACGGCGGUGCACACUGCAGGGCGGGACCAGGAUGCGUCCACGCAUCGCUACGGAUUCGGGACCGGGGCCAGUGCGGCGUCUGCGCAACGCGACUGUCUGGAGCCUUCGGCGCGGAGUGCACGGACGAGCGGGUAUGGGUCUGCGUCGCGCAAAUGCCCCGAGCCGUCCGACGUGGGAUCCAUUGGCGAGGAGAGCGACGCUUCGUAUCUUCAGACGCGGAGACAUGGGCGACGUGCCGACGUCACGGCCUUUCUCAACGAGUUGUAUCAACAGACGCAGAAGCGGAGCGUCUUGCCGUUCCAGCUCUUUCUGCGCAAAUCCACGACGCUCUUUUGCACUUGCUGGGGCCUCAUCCUCGUCGCCCUCGGCCUCGGCGUCCUGUUCCUCUCCGGGAGGAGUCAGGAGUUUGUCGUCCCGUACGACAGCGGCGUACGCGCGACGGCUCUCUUCCAAGUCCCGGACCAGAUGUCCCCCCCCGUCUACGUCUACUACCGGAUCAACGACUUCUACGGAAACUACCGACCCUACCUCAAAGAUGGACCCGCAUCCGUCAGCACCAGCUACAAAUGCGAUGUCGUCUUUUCGCAACGCCAAGCUCUCGACUUCCGAACCUUCAACGGGAUCCUCACGCUCCCCUCGCUUCUCGACGGUGUGGACGGCCAACCGAUCCCCGCCGAUAGUCCGCGGGCGUUUCCCUGCGGUAUCCAGAGUGUGUCUAUGUUCAACGACAAGUUCUCCUUCCACCGCGCCAUGGCCAAGAACGCCACAGAGGAAAUCUCCAUCGUCACAGACGACGUGGCCUACCACUGGGACUUCAGCCGAUUCAUGCUGCCGAAUUCGACGUGGGAGAAGCUCGGCGCCGUGCCGUGGAUCCUCCCGAGCGACGACCGCUUCCGCGUCUGGAUGCACCCGCCGUUCACGCCCUCCUUCCAGAAACUCUACGGCGUCAUCCACAGCGCGCUCGAACCGGGCGACAAGUAUUUCCUGCGUUUUUCGGAAUCUCGCUGGCCCGCCGAGGAGUGGCAAGCGACGAAGGCGAUCGUGUUUGUGACGCUCGCUCCGUUUAUCGGCGGCGCGAACUACCCGCUCGGCUACGCGUGCAUCGCAACAGGCGGUUUCUGCUUACUGGGAGUGAUUCUCCUGUGGCUCUUCUACUGGUGCGGCAUUCGCUUCACGAGCAGAACAGUGAGAGAGACGGAUAUGGAAGCUGUGAUACGCCAGGCCGAAGGAGACGACGGUGAAUUCCCCUGCGCGGGUGCUGCUUCCCGGGGCGUGGAUGGCGCGGGCGUCGCGACGGGGGGCGACGGCCCUACGGGACGCAAGAUCAUCUCAGGGAGCGACGCGGCCGCGGGAGCGCCGUUCGUGGAGAGGAAUUUCCCCAAGCCGAUUGCAUGCGUUUGCCCGUUCCACUGUCCCUGGCCCGACGAGGCGGGCGGUAGCGGAAAGAAGCCGAAGCGAGGAAAGAAGCGGGACGGAAAGGCACACAAGGAUCCUCUUCUGCAGCUGCCAGCAGCAGGUGGCCGAGGGCGGAAGAAGAGAGGGGAAGGCAAGCGGGGGAAAGACUCGAGUGUGUCUUCUUCCGCUCGUCUCGGCGAGGAGAGCAGCCAAGUGCUGGAUUCUGUCGAAGAAGACGGGUCGGAAUGCAGCUUCGCAAACAUCAGCGAGACGCCCUCGGAACAGCCGUCGAACGCCGGGGCUCCAGAGGCCGGAGACAGUCCAGAAGCCGGAGACAGUCCAGAGGGCGAAGCGCACUGGCUGAAGUACCACGUCUCGGAACUGCCAGAAGAAAGCGAAGUGGAGCCCGCAGAGGACGAAGUCGAACGGCCCAAGGGCAUUCUCGCCAUCGAGCAAGACUCCGACGGGACUGCAGGCGAGGCGCCCGAAGAAGAUCCAGUUCCCGAGUAG
Molecule: messenger RNA, 3423 nt
Organism: Neospora caninum
Lineage: Eukaryota; Apicomplexa; Conoidasida; Eucoccidiorida; Sarcocystidae
Exons: 7
Coding region: 1-3423 (1140 amino acids)
Cellular component (GO): endoplasmic reticulum; plasma membrane; Golgi apparatus
Source: RefSeq, a predicted model, not a curated record